UCAAUUAUUUGUUUUACAGUUUUAAAAGUUUUGAAGUUAUUAUACUUAUUAUUCCAUGAUAAAUUAAAACAGAAAACAAGCCUCACAUUGUUUUCGAAAUGAUGAAAUUAUAAUUAAUGCUUUUUCGAAUUGCAAUUAUAAUUUAAUAACUUAAAAAAUGUCUGUCUUAGUUAUAGCCGUAGCUACAGAAAGUGGCGUACCCAUAUUUUCGAGAAAACGAGGGAACAGCGAAAAUAUACAAUUCUCAACAAUAGCUUCUCUACAUGGAAUCAACAUGUUCAGCAAAUGCCAUAACUUAUUAAUGGUCAACACUCAAGUAGACAAUGGAAAUAUUUUGUGGAAGGAAUAUAGCAAAAGUGUCACACUAAUUGGAGUUGCAACAGGCGGUUUAGAGUGUGACUUGGAGCUCCUACUCUCCACUGUCCAUAAUCUAAUGAUAUUCAGCAUUGGUAAGAAAGAGCUAGACAGUUUUAAGAACAUUGAUCAGAUAAAGAGAGACUUGCGUCAGUGCUACCCGAUUCUAGACUAUUUGCUGGAGUCUAUAGAUCCAGAAGCGGUGCUUAGUCCUCACCCCACAUUAGUAUUGGAUCUGAUUCAGAGUAUAUUGUGCCCUCAAGCUCAGCAACUGCAGCAAGCAUUAGACAACUACGCUGUGAGCGUGACUGGUCGCUGGGCCUGCCUCAGCAUCCACGGCCACUUGGUAGCUACAAGUUCGGACUUCGGUGAAUUGGAUCCGCGGGAGGCGAGACUGUUGCUGUUGUUGGCUGCCACCCAAGAUGGAGCUCCGUUAAGGGAGACGCCUGUCUACUUGCCGCAAAUAAGUCCUAAUGUGGCAUUCAGAGCAGUAACCUGCAAACUGCUAGCAGAUGUUUACAUACUAGUGGUGUGCGGAGCGACGCCGGCGCUCUCUCAGAUCGACGAAAUAGUGUUGCAGUGCUGGGAAGGCUUCGCGCAGGUUAUCAAGGACGCGAAGGUUGCCCAUCCGAGGAAUUUUCCGACGAGCAUUAAUUUCGAACCAUGUGUUUUGGGAAUUCUAUUAGUUAACACUAACAAUCAAAGAUGCGUAUUCUCUCGCCACCUUCACGCCACCAAUCAGAAGAGCCGAGGUAUGCCCGGCGCUCACAAGGUGGACAUAUUGAGAACUUUUUACGUCACUACGGCUAGGGAGCUGGCCCGCGAGGACAAAUCACGAAGUGGGGAAAUAGAUGAAUUAGAUGGAAUGUGCGAGGUUACGUGGGUGUCAGAAUAUCACAAAUGCCACGCCCGGAGAUCUGGAAACCUACUCUGUUGCGCGCUCUAUUCAUCUUUAGUUCCCAGUCACACAAUGAGAUUAAUAACGAACCAAAUGAUUCAAGAUUUUUCUAUGAAUAAGGAGAUUCAUUGGUGAUCAGUAGGUAAUACCUAUUUGUAAACCAGCUAAGAGAAAAGCAAACACUAUGCCUUGUAUUCCGUCCAUACAAAUAAAAGAUCCA
Messenger RNA from Cydia strobilella, 1472 nucleotides. RefSeq names its product protein fuzzy homolog (gene fy). Gene Ontology annotation, biological process: vesicle-mediated transport; non-motile cilium assembly. The coding region runs from base 158 to 1387 and encodes 409 amino acids. NCBI's taxonomy places the organism in Eukaryota, Metazoa, Arthropoda, Insecta, Lepidoptera, Tortricidae. The record is from RefSeq and is a predicted model, not a curated record. The transcript has 8 exons.